Messenger RNA from Balearica regulorum gibbericeps (East African grey crowned-crane), 1239 nucleotides. The record is from RefSeq and is a predicted model, not a curated record. NCBI's taxonomy places the organism in Eukaryota, Metazoa, Chordata, Aves, Gruiformes, Gruidae.
AGAGAAGAGGAACCUUUCCCUGGGGGGCCAUGUCGGCUUCGACAGCCUCCCCGAUCAGCUGGUCAGCAAGUCUGUCACACAAGGCUUCAGCUUCAACAUCCUCUGUGUGGGUGAGACUGGCAUUGGGAAAUCCACACUAAUGAAUACCCUCUUCAAUACCACGUUUGAGACCGAGGAAGCCAGUCACUAUGAGAGCGCAGUUCGCUUGCGGCCACGGACCUACGACCUGCAGGAGAGCAAUGUCCACCUGAAGCUAACGAUUGUGGAUGCGGUUGGAUUUGGGGAUCAGAUAAAUAAAGAUGAAAGGCCAAUAGUUGAGUACAUUGAUACGCAGUUUGAAAAUUAUUUGCAAGAAGAGCUGAAAAUCCGCCGAUCUCUCUUCAACUACCAUGACACGAGGAUUCACGUCUGCCUGUACUUCAUCACCCCGACCGGGCACUCGCUCAAGUCCUUAGACCUGGUGACAAUGAAGAAGCUGGAUAGCAAGGUGAACAUCAUCCCGAUUAUUGCCAAAGCAGACACCAUCUCCAAGAGCGAGUUGCACAAGUUCAAGAUAAAGAUCAUGAGCGAGCUGGUCAGCAAUGGCGUGCAGAUUUAUCAGUUCCCCACAGACGACGAAGCAGUUGCCGAGAUCAACUCUGUGAUGAACGCUCAUCUGCCCUUUGCUGUGGUCGGCAGCACGGAGGAGGUGAAAGUCGGGAACAAGCUGGUGAGAGCUCGGCAGUACCCGUGGGGAGUGGUGCAAGUGGAGAAUGAAAGUCACUGCGACUUUGUGAAACUGCGGGAAAUGCUGAUUCGAGUGAACAUGGAGGAUCUUCGGGAGCAGACUCACACCCGCCACUACGAGCUGUACCGGAGGUGCAAACUGGAAGAGAUGGGGUUCAAGGACACAGAUCCAGACAGCCAGCCCUUCAGCCUCCAAGAAACGUACGAGACCAAGAGGAAAGAGUUCUUGGGUGAGCUCCAGAAGAAAGAGGAAGAAAUGAGACAAAUGUUUGUUAACAAAGUCAAGGAGACGGAGGCAGAGCUGAAGGAGAAGGAGAGAGAGCUGCAUGAGAAAUUUGAGCACUUAAAAAGGAUACACCAGGAAGAGAAAAGGAAGGUGGAGGAGAAGAGGAGGGAGCUGGAGGAAGAGAUGAACGCCUUCAACAGGCGGAAAGUAGCGGUGGAAACCUUGCAGUCCCAAUCCUUGCAGGCUACCUCACAGCAGCCGCUGAAGAAGGACAAAGACAAGAAAAA